AUGGACAACGCAGCUUAUCAUUCGGUUCGAGAAGAGAAAAAGCCAACUAUGGCUUCUACCAAGCCAACUAUGCAAGAAUGGCUACGACGACAUAACGUGCCUUUUGAUGAAAAACUUAGAAAAGAUGACUUAUAUAAAUUAAUUAAAAGCCAUUUCACAGAAGAUAUUUACAAAAUUGACGAGGUAUUGAAAAGAAACGGACACGAAGUAUUGCGUUUGCCUCCAUAUCACCCAGACCUGAACCCCAUUGAGUUGGUCUGGGGUGAUAUCAAAGGACAAUUAGCACAAAAAAGUAUCGACUCUAAUUUGGACCAGAAAAAAGAAAUAUUAGAGAGAUUAUUUGCUGAAUAUCCCAAAGAGAAAUGGGAGAAUUGUGUUAAACACGUGAUUAAAAUCGAAGACGAAUAUUGCAAACAUGAUGGAGCACUAGAUGAAGUUGUUGAUUUUAUUAUUAAUGUGCAAGACGAUUCUGAUGAUUCUGAUGAUGGCUGUUUCGAAAGUGAAGAAUCAAGUUCCAGUGAUACUGAUAUUAUGGACAUAAGUGAUUGA
Plodia interpunctella (Indianmeal moth) is the source of this 549-nucleotide messenger RNA. RefSeq lists its product as uncharacterized. The transcript has a single exon. The record is from RefSeq and is a predicted model, not a curated record. The coding region runs from base 1 to 549 and encodes 182 amino acids. Gene Ontology annotation, molecular function: nucleic acid binding. Lineage: Eukaryota; Metazoa; Arthropoda; Insecta; Lepidoptera; Pyralidae.